Anastrepha obliqua is the source of this 2337-nucleotide messenger RNA. RefSeq names its product myogenic-determination protein (gene nau). Bases 146 to 1381 code for a protein of 411 amino acids. Gene Ontology annotation, biological process: positive regulation of myoblast differentiation; muscle organ development; regulation of transcription by RNA polymerase II. The transcript is spliced from 6 exons. NCBI's taxonomy places the organism in Eukaryota, Metazoa, Arthropoda, Insecta, Diptera, Tephritidae. The record is from RefSeq and is a predicted model, not a curated record. Gene Ontology annotation, molecular function: DNA-binding transcription factor activity, RNA polymerase II-specific; RNA polymerase II cis-regulatory region sequence-specific DNA binding; protein dimerization activity.
GUUGUCGGAACAUAAGUUUCGGAAGAAAUCAUUUGCAGAUUGGUGCGUAAGAAACGCAAACAACGUGCGGAGUGAUACCGAGCCGUUGUGUAUGGUGCUUCGCAUUGGCGUAUUUUACAGUACUUUGUGAAUAUUUGUGAAAGUGAUGUUAAUUCUGAGUGUGCGUUUCAUGAAGCAAGAAAUAAGAAUGUUACAAAACAGCUCAAGCUUCAAAAUCAACAUAAGCAAAAACAUUUCGGAUUCAGUUGCCAUGGAACGCGUUAGCGUCAAGCAGGAAUUCAGCAGCUUUGCACAACAUUCACCCUUUCCACAUUCAGCCUUGCACCAUGGCCAUCAGCAGACAACGCUCAUACAUCAACAACGCUCACCCACACAACGCCUCCAUCAUCACAACCACCAUCACCACCCUCUCCAUCAACAAUCGCAACAAUAUCAGCAACAACAACAUUCUCAUCAGCAACAUUUACAUACACUCUUCAGCCGUUAUGGCGCUGCCGUCGGCAUUGGUGUCGGUCUAAACUUUGGUGGGGAUCCAGUCGACCGCGUUGCGGCAAGUGCUUUCCUUGCUGAUAACGGUAACGCUUGUAAUUAUUCCAAUUCGCGUGACAGCGAUAAACUCAACUUGACACCUUCGCCCAUAUUUACGGAUUACGAUGAGAAUAGCCUGAGCUCGGAAGAGCAUGUGCUGGCACCGUUGGUGUGUUCAUCGGCUCAAACGUCGCGUCCCUGUUUGACGUGGGCCUGCAAGGCAUGCAAGAAAAAGAAUGUUGCAGUGGAUCGCAGAAAAGCUGCAACACUGCGGGAGCGUCGGCGGUUGAGAAAGGUUAAUGAGGCUUUUGAGGUGCUUAAGCGUCGCACGUCAACGAAUCCAAAUCAAAGAUUACCAAAAGUUGAAAUACUCCGCAAUGCUAUCGAAUACAUUGAAAGUCUCGAAGAUCUGUUGCAGGAGUCAUCGCCCACACGUUCCAUAGACAGUCUUGCAGAUGGUAUAAGUGGGAAAGCGUGUCAACAGGACUAUUUGAACUCAUACACAGGUGCGUAUUUGCGACAGAAGUUAAAUUUUUUCCACAAUGAAUUUGAAUCGUCCACAGCAAAUGGUUCCAGUCUGGAUUGUCUAAAUUUGAUUGUACAAAACAUUAAUCGAAGUACAACGCAAACCACACUAACAACUAUUGCGGGCAAUAAUAAUAACAACAACAAACAAAGUAACAAAAGCAGCAGCAGUAGUGGUAGUAACAACGGUAGCAACAAUUCAAGCAAUGCCGUCGCCACUGUUCCAGUGACGACUUCACCAUCAACAGCAAGUAUUACCAGCAAUAUAUCGCAAAGCUCGUCGCAAUCGUCUUUGAAUGCGACUUUUAAGCAAAAAUGCACAACAUAAUAAUAAUAUAAAAAAUGUGUAUAUAUUCAAAUGUAUGUAAAUAUGUAGUUUUGUAUAGGAUAAAUUAGCGAGUAUAUAGAGGAGCUGUAAAAUAAUUCAAUCGUGGAGAUUUAAUUCACUCAUAAUUCUUUUAUAAAAUGUGAUUAUUGGAUUGUACAAAAACCAUUUUUUUAAAUUGUAAAUGAAUGAAAAAAUUUUGUUUGAAAAACUUCAGUGCGCCAUUAAAUGGGAUAAAAGCAUUCAGUGUAUUCACUUACAUCUGUGUUCACGACAAUAGCAGCGCGACAAAUUUCAAGCUGUUGACUAUUUUUUAAAUUUGUAAUUUACAAAUUAAUUUUUAUUAAUACAAAAUAUAGUUCAUACCAUGAUACAAUAAUUUUUAGAAGGUAGUUUCACUUUAAUAUUUUUGACAUAAACCGUGUUUGUUGACAUGUUGUUGUUGGUCAUGUGGUAGAAAAUCGACGUCUUAAAAUCCGAUUUGACCUAUUUUCCCAGAUUUAUGUGAGAGAAGAUCACAUAUUUGUUUAGAUACAAGACUUCUGCAAUAUAACCCCUUCACUUAAGCAGCUAAAACUGUGAAAUUUUGAGGACUAUAUAAAUAUACCCAACAAUCAAACAGCUUGUACAAAAUAAAAUUGUCGAAAGCUUUGCAAUAUAGCGCGCUGCUUUAUUCUGAACGUCGGUAUGCAUAUAAGGUGGCGCAAAAUUAAUCAUCCAUUUUGUUUUGUAAUAACUUGUUUACUAAUUAAAAAGAAAAUUAUUUUGAAUGACCUUUGACCUUUUUUUGUAUACUGCAGCUAUCUUAUUCACAAAUGCCAAAUAUGAUUGGCGUACUACGCAAUUUUCAAAUAUUGUAAAUCUUCCGAUAGGAUGACUAAUUUUGCGUCAUCUUAUAUGUAUAUAUGCAUAUCAUUCAGUCCUACUACUACUUUAUAAUUAUUUAAGAAAUGCAUGCU